CCUGGUCCAAAGCAAACGGAGAAACAUGCAAAGCAGUCUGAUACUAAACAGGCGAGAAAUGUCACUACCUGCCACGUCUAGACAUCCCACCACGGAUAUAGCGUGGAUCGCGUGCGGCCCCGUCGCCCUGAUUUUUUUCUUGAUCUUCUUGGCAGCUUCUCAUUUUCUGCCCCCCAUAAGUCCCAAAUCUUCCCCGAUAUCGAUAGCCGACCAUUAUCGCUCAAACGAAACUGGAAUGGAGGCUGGGGUUUACAUCCUGGUGGUGGCAUCUAUUCUGUGGCCAAUGUAUUCCUUCGGUCUAAACAACUUCUUAAGCAAUAUCCCGGACAUCAAUCCCAACAUUCUCUCUCUACAGAGCUCAUGCGGCGCUGCAGCUGGAAUGUCACUGGCAGUAAUCGCACCGUGCUUUGGGGCAACGCUGUACCGGCUCGAACGGGAUCCGGCUCUGACCCAACUAUUAAACGAUCUGUCUUGGCUUCUAUUCACAUUGGUUACAAGCCAGUUCGCCACGCAGGAGUUCGCUAUCUCUGGUGGUAUUCUGUCAGACACGCGUGCUAAGCCAUUGGUUCCUCAUUGGGUUGCCUGGAUCAACUCCUCGCUUACUCUCACUUACAUUCCCGCAUAUUCCGCUCAUUGUGUGCGCAAGGGACCUAUGGCCUGGGACGGUGCCGUUACGUUCUGGCUUCCAAUUGCUGCUAUUGCGGUACAAACGGGUCUCCUAUGUUUUUACUUCUGGAUGUAUCUAAGACAACAUACUGCCCGUGGAUAAUAACUUACCGUUAU
Molecule: messenger RNA, 783 nt
Organism: Aspergillus candidus
Lineage: Eukaryota; Fungi; Ascomycota; Eurotiomycetes; Eurotiales; Aspergillaceae
Exons: 1
Coding region: 26-769 (247 amino acids)
Source: RefSeq, a predicted model, not a curated record